UAUGAUUGCUGCGGCUCGUAUUCUACCAUACGAGCAUAUGCCCUGUAUCGCGCACGUCAUACAGAGAAGCAUCACUGUGAGUCUCGCUGACAGCGGAUUUGUUCCUGCAUUAGCCAAGUGUCGCAAGAUUGUGGGACAUUUUAAACACAGCCCGGCAAACUUAACGGAGCUGAAUGCAGAGCAGGUGAAACUCGGACAGCAGCAGGAGCCACUGAUCCAAGACGUUCCAACGCGGUGGAAUUCCACACUUGAAAUGGUCAAACGCAUCAUCCCCAAUCAAGCAGCAAUAAAAGCAACCCUGGAUCAACAGCAGCAUAAUCUCGUCAUGCUGACGCCAGCAGAAUGGGAUAAACUCCAGAGACUGGAGACCCUUCUAGAGCCCUGCCGGUAUGUGACUCAGAUCCUGGGUGGGGAGGCCUACGUCUCCUGCUCAGUGGUACUACCUGCCCUCUGCCACUUACACCGUGUAAUGGAAACUUCUGAUGAGGACCCUGCAUACAUGAUUAGAUUUAAGACCAAAUUCAAAGACGACCUAGGCUCCCGCCAAGAACACACCAACAAUGCAUGGCUCAAGAUUGCAACCGCACUGGACCCACGUUUUAAGGACUUGAAAAGUGUGCCCAAGGCAGACAGAGAGGAGGUGUGGACCAAACUUGGAGGCCUUCUGCGUGAAUCACCUGGAAGACCUUCACACACUACUGAAGAUGGGCCACCCAAGAAGAAAAUGAACCUUCUUCUACAGCUGGGCUCAGAUUCAGAAUCAGAUGAAGAGGUACAGCCUGACAGAGCCUUACACAGGUACAGAGCAGAGCCCACCAUUGAAAUGACGGACUGUCCCUUGCAGUGGUGGUCAUCUCAUGCAGGAGCCCAUGACAAGCUGGCUCCGUUGGCUCGGAAAUAUCUAGCCACUCCUGCAUCCUCAGUUCCCUGUGAAAGACUCUUCUCACUUGCCGGUCACAUUGUGCAAAAGAAGCGGUCAGCUUUACUCUCAGAAAAUGUGGACAAAUUGGUUUGCCUCAGUAACUGGCUAAAGGAUGAAUAGAGAAGCGGGCCACAUGUAAUUGUGUAGGCCAUGUUCUUUUGGUUUGAUAAAAAAGAG
Molecule: messenger RNA, 1099 nt
Organism: Entelurus aequoreus (snake pipefish)
Lineage: Eukaryota; Metazoa; Chordata; Actinopteri; Syngnathiformes; Syngnathidae
Product: E3 SUMO-protein ligase ZBED1-like
Exons: 2
Coding region: 2-1042 (346 amino acids)
Molecular function (GO): protein dimerization activity
Source: RefSeq, a predicted model, not a curated record